Messenger RNA from Centruroides sculpturatus (bark scorpion), 1680 nucleotides. RefSeq lists its product as uncharacterized. Gene Ontology annotation, molecular function: protein binding. The record is from RefSeq and is a predicted model, not a curated record. Bases 99 to 1577 code for a protein of 492 amino acids. Gene Ontology annotation, biological process: SCF-dependent proteasomal ubiquitin-dependent protein catabolic process. The transcript is spliced from 3 exons. Gene Ontology annotation, cellular component: SCF ubiquitin ligase complex. Lineage: Eukaryota; Metazoa; Arthropoda; Arachnida; Scorpiones; Buthidae.
UGACGUUAUAAAUUUUAUAAACUUAACAAUUAAUUAAAAUUUAUUAUAUUCAAAAUAGUUAAAUCUUUAUAAGUAAAAUGUUAAAUCCAUAAAAUUCGAUGGAAGAAACUACUCUCAGCCGAUUGUGUUUGAUUUCUUUCAAAUAUAAUUUAUAUUCGAUAUUAUAUUAUUAUCAAAAUCAAGGUUUACAAAUUAAAUCUUUGUUUGAAUGCUUUCCUCCAAAUAUUUGUGAAAAUUUUAUGAAAAUAGCCUCAACUAUUCUGAACCCUGAACUAUUAUUUUACCUGUUUAAAAAAGGAAUCAAGGAAAUUUAUUUACCAUAUUAUAAUGAGGACAUUCCAUUAAAGAAGUUCAUUUCUAUUUCUGAAGGAAUUACUUGCAUGAUUUUAAAUUGCGUACCUUUAUCAGAAAGAAUGAUUCAAAAACUUGUCAGCCAUUUGCCUAAUAUUAUAGUUUUGAAAUUAAGUCAAACAAACGUUACAGACUCGACGUUAGAAAUCAUUGGAAAAACGUGUACAUAUUUAGAAUGCUUAGAUGUAUCGUUUUGUUCGAUUACAGACAAUGGACUCUAUGUUUUAUGUCGUAGCACUGAAAAUACAGAAGAAGUGCGAUGUGAACAUUUGAAAGUUUUAAGAAUAUUUAAUGCUAGAAUUACAGAAAGAGGGUUGGCAUGUGUUUUAAUGAACAUUCCAAUUGUGAAAAUAUAUGCAGAAUUGGAUAUUUACCUGAAAUCAAUAUGUUGUUUCAUAAAAUAUAAUUUUAGUAAAUGUCUACGAAUUAAAUGCUUAAACGUUUUACCAAUAGAAGAGCGAGUGAAUCUUUUAGAGAUUUUAUUAUCUAUCCCCGAAGUUGAAUCAUUGUGUAUCUACAGAACAUCACUCGAGGAUGCGGAUGUCAUUAGCUUACCACGAUUUGAAAAUUUAAGACGAUUAUCUCUAAGCGUGAAUAGGAAUGACAAAAUGCUAACAUUCGAAGAUGGUGUGAUAUAUCUUCUAGUGAUAUCAGGAAAACAAUUAGAUGAAUUGAGAUUAAAUAAUUUCCAAUACGUUAACGCAUAUUUGAUUGGAAAGUAUUGCAAUAAUCUUCGUUCUCUAGAAUUAUAUUCAAUUCGACAUCUUUAUUUUAGACAGGAUUUAUCGGGGGAAAUCAAACCGAUAUUACUUUCUCUCAAUUAUUUAAAAUUGAAGAAUUUGCUUGGUAAACCUUGGGAUGAUUGUCUUGCAUCUAUUUUUAGAAAUUCUCCAAAUUUGAUGGAACUGAUCGUAAUGUCUUCGUUAUGUUUAACAGAUGCAAUAAUGUUUCAAAUUAUUCCUGUACUUAAAAACGUAAAUUAUAUAAUUAUAUGUAAUUGCGAUAAUAUCACGAAAAUGUCCAUUUAUUCAGUUUUAGAUAAAAUUACUAAUCUUCGAAGUUUAUGGAUAUCAUCAAGACGAAAUAUCUUAACCAAGACAGAAGAAAAAUUAAUUCAAGAUUACAUAAUGAGUAAUUAUAUAACGUGUGAUUUCUUCUAUCAAGUAAAUUAUAAUUAUACUAUGGAUCAAGGUGCAAAUUUAAGGGAAAUGAGAUUUUAUUUCUAAAAAAGUCUUUGCGUUAUUUUCAUUUAUUAAAUUAAUAAAUGAAUCAAUCAUUAUCUGUUUUCAAUUUAUUUAUUUAUUUUUCUGCUACUUUCGCGAUUUGCGC